UGACAACCGCUCGUUACGUCUAUCCCAAGGCAGUUAUUAAAAACGUCUCGGCGCGAGUGGUGCGCCGCCCUGUAAUUAUCCAGUUGAUUCUCGCACUGUUGUCACCAAACUUACCGGAUAUGCAAUACGUAGAACCACCCCCUCAACAGAUGGUGAUGAUGAGUGGCUACGGUUGUGGCUAUGGGCGGAGUGAUGCCAUAUCCCCUGCAUCAGAUCUCUCGUCAUGCAGCAGUGCUUCAUCAGGCGCCUGGUGUGGAUCGACAUGGCGGGAGUUGCCACCCUAUCCGCAAUACCCAGCCUACUGGCCCACGACAACUACCACGGAAGAAACUCGGGAGCUUCAACGCAGAUGUGCCAAAUGCCGCUGUCCCAACUGCCUCACUGAGGCCGCUGGUUUUGGCCCAAACUACGGAAAGGACGGAGCGAAGCGAGAACACGUGUGCCAUGUACCCGGAUGUGGAAAAGUGUACGGAAAAACUUCGCAUCUAAAGGCCCAUCUGCGCUGGCAUACUGGAGAGAGACCGUUUGUGUGCAACUGGUUAUUCUGUGGAAAGAGAUUCACUCGUUCUGAUGAGCUCCAACGUCAUCUCCGAACUCAUACUGGGGAAAAGAGGUUCUCGUGUCAGUUAUGCUCUAAGCGGUUUAUGCGCUCCGAUCACCUCGCGAAACAUGUGAAGACCCACGCGAAUGGGUCCAAGAAGGCAAAGAAGACAAAAGAAGAAGAGAAAGUGGAGAUGACAAAACCAGAAAAUAAAAGUGAAGCAGUGAGUGAAUUGGGCAGUGUUAACUGCGGUACGGUGCCGAUGGUGAGUCCACCUAAGCCGAUGUUGAACUAUGCAGCACCAGCUCCCAUCAACACGACUAACUACCACAGUGGGCCUGUAUUGGGCAGUGGAGUUGUUUAUGGAAAUGGAUGGUGUUCGGAUGUACGGCAAGAUUUGUAUGCUCGUUCGACACCCAGAGACCCGCGUUUCUACCAGCAGUACGCACCAAUAAGUGCUUACCAGUGUGCCUCGAAGGAUAAUUAUUCAAUGUUUCAGGGGCAUUACAGCCUACAGCCUUCAGUUGCUAUCGGACAGUGAUAAAAAGCUUAAAAACUUUGUAAGAACUGGAACAUAUUGAAUAACUGAUGUGCGAUGAUUGUAUUAUAUAGUUAUUGUUAAGUUACCAUUAAUGUGAAUGAGAUGUGCCUUGAUAAAUGUUAUUCUAGUUUAAUAAAUACUUUGAUUUUAA
Molecule: messenger RNA, 1233 nt
Organism: Pieris napi
Lineage: Eukaryota; Metazoa; Arthropoda; Insecta; Lepidoptera; Pieridae
Product: transcription factor Sp5-like
Exons: 2
Coding region: 120-1082 (320 amino acids)
Biological process (GO): regulation of transcription by RNA polymerase II
Molecular function (GO): DNA-binding transcription factor activity, RNA polymerase II-specific; RNA polymerase II cis-regulatory region sequence-specific DNA binding
Source: RefSeq, a predicted model, not a curated record